Messenger RNA from Fulvia fulva, 924 nucleotides. RefSeq lists its product as uncharacterized. The record is from RefSeq and is a predicted model, not a curated record. NCBI's taxonomy places the organism in Eukaryota, Fungi, Ascomycota, Dothideomycetes, Mycosphaerellales, Mycosphaerellaceae. The coding region runs from base 1 to 924 and encodes 307 amino acids. The transcript has a single exon.
AUGAAGCCACCAUAUCGUCUGGCCAGUAUCGCAGCUUCAGCAUAUGCAGCUGUGGUAUUCAAGAAGCCCGAGCCUGGAUCGACGCAACCUCUGUUAUACAACACAGACGACCCUCACCCACAAGUCUACACGGAGUGGAUAGACGAUGGCCAAGAGCCCGCUAUCAGCGAACUCUCUUCCUACGAGAUGAACGUCGUGGUCGGCGGCAACGACGCGUCGAACUCCUGGUACAUUACGCCAGAGCGUGCCCUUUCGGGUUCGUUUGGAAGGGCCCGUUGGGGAAGUACAAGCGCGCCCGGUCCAGAUCACUUUAUCGACACCGUAGCAGCGGAACCUGCCGCGGCGGCGAGGAUUGAAAAUGGGUUCUAUCUCAUGAUGAAGGCUCCUGCAAGGGAGGGAGGGUGGCAUAACGGGACCAUUACAUUCUACUCGGGUCGAUUCAGUAUCGAUGGGAUGAAUGGGCCGGUAAACCUCACGCAUGCGACUGCUGCUGCUGAGGCUGGGAGUAGUGUGCCUAGGACUCAGAGCUAUCUGGAUCCUCCACUGUCAGAGUCUCACUCGCAAUCAAAAGAGGAGUCCCCAUCUGCUGCCAAUGUUGGAGUUGGUGUUGGAGCCAUGCUGGGAGUGGUUGUCAUCACAAUGGCAAUUGGAUUGGCUUGUUUCUUGCGGCUCAGGAGACGGCACGGCCAUGCGAGCCCAGAAAUCGCGCAGGACAAAGCGGAGCUUCCUGAUGUGGGAAGGGCCAGACUUGAACUGGAUGGAUCACGAUGCCCGGAUAACAAUGGUGCUGCUCAGGGGAGCCCUCAAUCUGGCGGGCAUCUUGCAGAGCUUCCGACAAACUGGACUGGAUGGGAGGCGCCAGCUUUGCUUGAGGUGGAGAUGUCCAGACCGUCGAAGCAGCAGCGCAGCUUAACACUGGGCUAA